AUUGUCACUUCGGUUGUUAUCAACGAGCUUAACCUACGCAUGUCGGGUUUUCGGGACCUUAAUUUGUAAAGAGGUUGGUGCUAUUUGCCUAAUCAGCCGGGUUUAAUUUGUGGAAAAACUUGGUGGAAUAGAUGGGUUUUUUCAGUGGUGUUUACGAUUUGACCAAAUGUUCAGGAAACUUUCGAAUACAAUAGUACGUUUUGAGUCGUUCCUUCGUCUCUGAUAACUAUUACUUUGGUUAGGCCUGGCCAGAGCAUUUUGCCUUCCCAGCUUGCCUUGAGCUCAGUAAACACCUGGGGCAGCAGGUAUCCUCUACGAUGCCUUGAACAAAUAAUACGGGUAUAUUCUGAUCUCCAGAAAUGGAACGUAUACUCCACGGGAAAAACCACAUGUUUUAUCAUUAAAAAUUUGACCGUCACGGGUUUUCCCAAAGUCCAUGUCAAGGUAGGCUCGAUUUUUGCCGCUCUCUCGAGUCUGCUCUACGCUCUCCACGAGAAGAGCAAAUGGCGGAAGAUAAUCGAGCCAAAUGUCAAGGGAGAGUUAUGUAAAUUAUUGGGAAAGCGAGUUUUGGCCAAAAACGAAAAAAAAAAAAAGAUAGCUGUGUCACCUUUUAGAUGCCCCUUCCUACCCCUCCCUUAACAUUGUUUCGACAGACGAGCAGUGAGCCAAUCAGAUAAGAGGUAAUUGAUUCUGCUGUGUCUUUUGACAACUGGCGGCAAGGCCGCAUGUUGUUCAAGUCGUGUUCUUCUCGUGAUUGGUGUGGUGGCGCGAGUUGCUAGAGCGCUAUUUUCGUCCAAAUUGUUGUUUUAAGGGUCUUAAAAGACCUAUGAACUGACAUCUGUUAAACUAUGAGUCGUGUGUUUAGCUUUUGAAUUAUUCUUCGGCCCUGCGCUCAUCUGAAAUACAACGUUUCCGCGAGUUCACAGCAAGCGUAGUUACGAUUGUUCAAUCCGAAAGUAUGGAAAAAUCCUUCACUCCACGUUCAGAUACAGUUAAAGAAGGUAAAGUUAGUUCCAAGCCAGAGGGUAUUGCUAAAGGCAGAGACAGCCUUGGUACAAAUGAAGGAACUCCAAAGGAUAAUGAAACAAAUUUGACGCCGGCAUUCCAAAUGCACAGGUUUAGCGAAGACGAGAGUGAGUUAGAGACGGUAGAGAUCAUUGCCCUAAAUUCUAGUGGACAGGAGUUGCGGAACGAGACCGCGGAUUCACUUUGUGGAGAUGAUGUUCCAGACACUUCUCUCAUGCUGUCAAGCCACCAGAAACUUAUUUCAAAGAAUUUCACUGAAGAAAUCAGAGCAGCCAAGGAUGUUGAAACCUUUCUUGAACGACCAACAUUGCUUCUUGGUUUACAUGAAACAAGCUUACAGGGGAUUGUCGAUAAGAUGUUGGAGAAGCUCAUUUCUGUGAUUGGUGGAGAGGAUAUUGAUUUUGAGGAUGCCAGGAUGGCAUUUUUCACACAUGAUUCAGUUCACUGUCUAUCAAAAAUAAUCCAAGGAACAGAAAUAUCUGAAGGAGGAGGAUGGGAAGAAACUCAGAAUUGGCUUAUUGCAAUGGGAGAGCUACCAUCUGUACAGCAGAGUCAUGUUGCCAUUGCUCAAUUGAGACAUCCUGUAAACCUGGGAAGGACACUUGAGGAGACUCAUUUGGUCGUCUUGGUUCUGGCUCCUAGUAAAGCAAAAAGUACCAAGAACUCUUUAGAGACAGGAAGAACUUUUGCAACACUGCUGUCAGAUAUAGAAACAAGACAAUUACUUAUUGAAGUGGAAACCGAGGAACAAUUUAAGAAAGUGUUGUCUGAUCGCAAAGACCUGCUCUCCUCCAGAUCAUACGCAACAAUUAGACCAGCUAGAAAACCUCCUGCUGUUCAAUCAAAAUCCUCCUUUACCCAUAGAAGAGAUGAUCAAAAGAAAUCAGAGCUGUUUUCCUUUGGAAGAGGACUUAUUAGAGACUUGAAAAGAAGAUGGCCACAUUAUUUAUCAGAUUUUAAAGAUGGAAUAAGAGGUCGUCAUACCAUUCCUAAGUUGAUUUCCACAACACUGUUCUUGUACUUUGCCUGCCUUCUACCAUCUAUUGCUUUUGGUGUCCUCAACAGCCGUAACACCAAUGGACAAAUUGAUGUCCAGAAAGUAAUUAUAUCACAGGCUGUAGGAGGAACGUUAUUUGCUCUCUUUGGAGGACAGCCCUUAAUUGUCAUGCUAACCACAGCUCCCUUGGCACUAUAUAUAAAAGUGAUCUACAACAUCUCAGCAGACUUUGAUUUGGAUUUCUUAGCACUAUAUUCUUGUACUGGCUUGUGGAAUUCAUUCUUCCUUUUUAUUUAUUCCACAUUUGGUCUUUCACAGAUUAUGAAAUGGUCGACAAGGUCAACAGAGGAAAUUUUUGCUUUGUUCAUCUCUCUUGCAUUUACAGUAGAUGCAGUCAGUAGUAUCGUUAAAGAAUACUCAAACCUUCACUGUUCAACUUCAUGCUGGAAUUCCUCAUCAUGUGGUAUUGACCAGUCAGCUAAUAACUGUACUCAGCCCACUGAUGCUUCAUUUUGUCACAGAGAGGGAGGUCUGUCAUAUGCUGUUGUUAGUUUGGGAACAGUUUGGAUUGGUCUUGCACUGUAUAAUUUUCGUAAGAGCCCAUUUCUGGAUGCUGGCAAGCGUGAAGCAUUGGCUGAUUAUGCACUUGUGGUCGCUGUACUUGUCAUGUCUUUUGUGGCUUCAUAUUUUAUGCGAGACAUUCAAAGGUACAAGUUUGAAGCAAGCAAUACAUUUUCCUUCUCUGCUGCUCCUCUCCAUAAGCUGAGUUGGGGUGCCGUGUUUGCAGGUCUUGGUCUGGGUUUUUCUCUUUCAUUACUAUUUUUUAUGGAUCAGAAUAUCUCAAGUGCCAUGGUUAACAACCCUGGAAAUAGAUUAAAGAAAGGCAGUGCAUAUCACUGGGACUUGCUUGUAGUGGCAGCAGUGAAUAGCUUUUUGUCUUUGUUUGGCCUUCCGUGGGUGCAUGCUGCCCUGCCUCACUCACCAUUCCAUGUCAGAGCUCUGGCAGAUGUUGAGGAGAGAGUAGAUCGAGGGCAUGUGUUUGAAAUCAUUGUCAAAGUAAGAGAAACAAGAUUGUCUGGCUUACUCUCAAGCACUCUGAUUGCCUUGUCCCUGCUUAUGUUGCCGACUCCACUCACACUGAUUCCCACUUCAGUACUUGAUGGCUUGUUCCUUUUUAUGGCCAUCACUUCCUUGGAUGGUAACCAGAUGUUUGAGAGAGCAUUGCUGUUGGUCACAGAACAGGCGGCAUACCCUCCAAACCACUACAUUCGGCAUGUCCCUCAGAGGAAGAUGCAUUUAUACACUGCUCUACAGUUCCUGAUGCUUGGUGUCUUGUGUGGAUUUGGUUUUGCACCUCUGCCAUACCUCAAAAUGGUGUUUCCAGUUCUCCUCAUGUUAAUUUUGCCAAUCAGGCAUCUUCUGGUUCCACGACUGAUUCCCACAAAGUACCUGAAGGCUUUAGAUGCUCACUUGUGAUUGGUUGGUCAAUGAGCCAGCUAAUUGCAACUUACACUUGACAACGCAAUGAUUGAAAACAAGACAAAGUCCAAUUUUAGAAUUUUUUGUAAGCAACAGCUGUCACUGAACUGUGUACUGGGUUCAUUUUUUUUUUUUAUUUCUCUUUUCAAGAAAAGUGCAGGACAUUCUUAAAAAUUGAUGACAAUAUUUUUUUUGUCCCUAAAGGCCAUUGAUUGUCAUUGAAAGAAGGGGUUCAGUGAUACUGUUGUUUUAACAAUUUUAUUGUCUUUUUCAUAUUGGUGAAGAUUGACAUAUUUGAAACUUUGGCCUCUUAUGGACUUAGUUACUGAAAGCCCAGAAUCUCAAAAUCUAAAUUGGAUCAGAAUUUUUUUGUGUAGUUCCAGAAAAUAUCCAUACCUACCUCAAAUAAGGAAUUUCCCUCUGGAAAUCCCAAUACAUUUCUUUAAUUUUUUUUGGUCUUGCUGACCCUCCACUCCCAGGAAAUUCCAAUCCCUUCUAUGGGAGGAGUAUGGAUAUUUUCUGGAAUUGCAAAUUUGAAGAUUUUUUGAUUAUUGAAACGUAAAUCUCAAUGUAGCAACUCCUAUCAAUCUUCUCUACAGAGGUAGUGUCCUCAGGAUGCAUAGAUGCCCAUAUGGCUAAAAGCCAGGAUGCAAGUGAUUUGCUUGCAUUUAAAAUACAUGUAUGGAGUAUUAGUUUUUACUUCUGCUGUCUUUGAAAACAUAUAGACAUAACUUCCUGCACACAGAAUGCUGAAAAAAGCAAAACAUGAGCAGGCAUGAGAGAAAAAUUUCCUCACAUGAACGUAACAAAUUUGCAAGCCAGCCCACUAUUCUCUAAGCUGGCUUGAUAGCCUAAUUUCACGUCUAAUUGCCCAAAAAAUGUCUUUAAGUUUUAGUUGAUGUACAUGUAUAAAAUGACCAAUACAAAUUAUUGUGUUGCCAUUAGUGGCAAAUGAUCCUUUUGUCAAUUUUUUAUGGUUUUAGACAGCCCAUAUUUCAAUAUUGAAAAAGCAUCACGGCAUUUAUUACAGUCCAAAUAAAGCUUCUUUUGAGUGAAACUCUGCGAUGUUGCAGCAUAACAUACCAGUACUAACAGUGUGCUCCAAGAAACUAGCAACUUUGAAAUUUAAUUCACAUUUGUCUACGAAGUACUCUAAGUUCUACUGAGUUUUUAGAAGCUAGUUUUUUCAUUCUUCCGUCAUAGAAUAAAACAAAACUCAACACAACAUGACAGUGUGCUUUGGCAAUUAUUAAAGUUGCAAGUUUCUUUGUGCACAUGGUUUAUGAUAUUCAAACAUUCAACAACAACAUUGCUGAGUUCUCCUCAAAAGGACAUCCAAUUUUGACGGUUUGAUUUAGCACUUGUUCAAAGGCAGUGCUUUUUUUUUGCAUCUUUUCUGAUUAAAAGUAAAUUGACACCAUUAUUUAUAUCCAAACUAUAAUAAUGACUAGUACACUUAAGGUGAUUCCUCAAAAAGGUAACUUUGAAAACAAUGUUUAUUUCAUUUGAUCAUGUUACAUUUUGCAGUAGCUGGAAGCAAAGUUUUAUCAAGAAAUACUUGACAAGUUGAUAGAUAGAAAGUCUCAAGCAUAUGCUACAAUGAUAUAUUUGUAUAAGUUAUGGAAAAAUUACACACUUUAAAACAUAAACUCAAAGCACAUUGUUGUUUUCAAAGUCAAAAUUUGCAUCCCUUUUUCCUUCUGAACAUUUUUUUUU
Molecule: messenger RNA, 5218 nt
Organism: Orbicella faveolata
Lineage: Eukaryota; Metazoa; Cnidaria; Anthozoa; Scleractinia; Merulinidae
Product: solute carrier family 4 member 11-like
Biological process (GO): monoatomic ion homeostasis; monoatomic anion transport; transmembrane transport
Cellular component (GO): basolateral plasma membrane; plasma membrane
Molecular function (GO): solute:inorganic anion antiporter activity
Source: RefSeq, a predicted model, not a curated record